CGACUCAGCGGACGGACACCCAUAUGUUUACACGUGAGGUGUAUGCUGCUGCCACAGUUUCUAAUGUUGUUUGAGUCGCUCUGAAAGGAAGGUUGGCGUAUUGUGAUAUCAGUAAACCCGCUGGAUUGUUAUCAUUUCUAGUCAUAAAUAGUCACACCGGAUAAUUUACGGUAUGAGUAAAGGCAGAUCAGUGUCGAGCUGCUGUCAGCUUUAUCGUGAGUUGUCUUUGACUACAGAUGAUUUCUGAGAUCACAUUUGAUUCGUAGUGUGUUCUUUUGGUGAUAUCUCGAUCUCAGUGUAUAAUGGGGAAACUAAGAAAGAAGCACAACUGGAAAGGGAGACAGAAAAGCGAUCAAGAACAACCAACAGAUGAAGAGAAGACAGAGGUUGUGGUGGAACUGCAAGAUGGUUCCAGACUGAAAGGGGUAGAUGAGAGCAAUGCGUUGGUCCUCCCGGCCAGCAAAUCCAAGAAGAAGAAGAACCUCUCCCAAACUCCCGUUUCCACCAAAAAGCCCCUGACAAAGAGGCAGAGGAAAGAGCUGCAGAAGGUCCUGGAGCGCAAGGAGAAGAAAGCCCAGAGGGCGGACAUACUGACCAAACUGGCUGAGGUGCAGCUUCCAGAGUCGGAGCUGAAGCUGCUGUAUACAACGUCCAAACUGGGAACAGGAGACAAGCUUUACCAGAGUAAACAGUCAUCAAAUGAACUGAACGAUGAUCACUCGGGUCCAAGACUUAGCAGCCUAAGCGGUGCAAAUAGGAAACGGAAAUGGAAAGAAGAAGAAGAAGAAGAAGAUGAUGAAGAGCAAAAAGCUGAAGAAAGCAGCGAUCUGGACACGUCAUCUGAGGACGAAGAGGAGGACGAUGUGAAUGAAGCAGAGACGAACGGAUCUAAGGACACCAGCCCUCCCUCUCAGGAGGCCGAUACCAAACAGGAAGUGAAGCCGGAGCAGAAAGCGGCAGAGGAAGAUCAACAAAAAAAGAAGAAGAUCUCUGAUCAGGGGAAAGUCAAAAACACGAUGCCCUCAGAGCCGGCCGUCUUCAUUCCUGUUGACAGGUCUCCAGAUGUACAGGAGGCCCGUCUGAAGCUGCCAGUGCUGGCAGAGGAGCAGGGCAUCAUGGAGGCCGUGAGAGAAAACCCCUGUGUCGUCAUCUGUGGAGAGACGGGGAGCGGAAAGACCACCCAGGUGCCCCAGUUUCUGUAUGAAGCCGGCUAUGCCAGUGGCAGCGGAAUCAUUGGUAUAACGGAGCCCAGGAGAGUAGCCGCUGUCAGCAUGUCUCACAGAGUGGCCAAAGAGAUGAACCUGCCCAAACAGGUGGUGUCGUACCAGAUUCGAUAUGAAGGCAACGUGACGAGCGACACAAAGAUCAAGUUCAUGACAGAUGGUGUCCUGCUGAAAGAGAUUCAGAAGGACUUUCUGCUGCAGAGAUACAGCGUGAUCAUCAUAGAUGAAGCCCACGAGCGGAGCGUCUACACAGAUAUCCUCAUUGGACUGCUGUCCCGCAUCGUCCCUCUUAGAAACAAAAAAGGCAAACCCAUGAAGCUAAUCAUCAUGUCAGCUACUCUGCGGGUGGAGGACUUCACAGACAACCAAAAGCUCUUUCGAACGCCUCCACCCGUCAUCAGGGUGGACGCCCGCCAGUUCCCCGUCACCAUCCACUUCAACAAACGCACCCCGUUGGAGGAUUACACCGGAGAGACCUUCCAAAAGACCUGCAAAAUCCACCGGAUGCUGCCUCCAGGUGGUGGCAUCCUUGUGUUUUUGACUGGUCAGGCUGAGGUUCACGGUGUGUGCAGAAGACUGAGGAAAGCCUUCCCGUUCAGGAGGGGCAACGCAGCCCCCGGUGAAGACGAAGAAACGGACACUUCAGAAGCGAUGAGGAAAUUUAAAAAGGCCAAACAGAAGAAGAUAGUUUCUCUUCCCCGAAUCGACUUGGACAACUACUCUGCCCUGCCAGUGGAUGAGGGGGACGAGGACAGAGACGCGGGAAUCGGGGACGAGGAGGACGGAGGCUCGGACCUCGACCUCGGGGAUGAUCCUGCGGACACAGAGGAGAAGGCUGACCCCUCCAUCCCUCUUUACGUACUCCCACUUUACUCUCUGUUGGCCCCUGAGCAGCAAGCUAAGGUGUUCAGGCCUCCGCCACCCGGGACCCGGCUCUGUGUCGUAGCCACAAACGUGGCCGAGACAUCCCUGACCAUUCCGGGCAUCAAGUACGUGGUAGACUGCGGUCGGGUGAAGAAACGCUUCUACGACAGAGUGACGGGAGUGUCCUCCUUCAAAGUCACAUGGACCUCCCAGGCCUCAGCCAAUCAGAGGGCUGGCAGAGCGGGUCGAACGGAGCCAGGGCACUGCUACCGAUUGUACUCCUCUGCGGUUUUCGGAGACUUCGCUCAGUUUUCUGAGGCAGAGAUCACCCGCAGGCCUGUUGAGGAUCUGGUUUUACAGAUGAAGGACCUCAACAUAGAAAAGGUGGUAAAUUUUCCUUUCCCCACGUCUCCCUCCGCUGAGGCUCUGGUUGCUGCAGAGGAGUUACUGAUCUCAUUGGGAGCUCUGUCCGCGCCGCCCCGCACCGGAAGUGUAAAAGAGAUGCAGCGAGCGCGGCUGAGCUGCCCCGUCACCCCCCUGGGCAGAGCCAUGGCGUCCUUCCCCGUGGCGCCGCGCUACGCUAAGAUGCUGGCGCUCGGGAAGCAGCAGGACUGCCUCCCCUAUGUCAUUGCCAUGGUGGCAGCCAUGACUGUGCGGGAGAUUUUUGAGGAUCUUGACAGACCUGCAUGUAGUGAAGAGCAAAGCUCUAAGCUCGCCCAGCGCAGGGCUCGGGUGACUCAAAUGAGGAGGCUGUGGGCUGGGCAAGGAGCCUCCCUCCUGCUGGGAGACCUCAUGGUCAUGCUGGGUGCUGUCGGCGCUUGCGAGUUCGCCGGCUGCACUCCCAAGUUUUGCGAGCAGAAUGGACUGAGGUAUAAAGCCAUGGUGGAAAUCAGGAAGCUCAGAGGUCAACUUACCAAUGCAGUCAACGCAGUCUGUCCGGAGGUGGGAGCGUUUGUGGAUCCGAAGAUGGCGCCUCCGACGGAACACCAGGUGGUGUGUUUGCAGCAGAUCGUCCUGGCCGGGCUCGGAGACCACCUCGCAAGGCGCGUCCAGGCCGAAGACAUGCUGGAUCCAAAAUGGAGGAACGGAUACAAGACUCCGCUCAUGGACGACCCGGUGUUCAUCCAUCCGCAGUCUGCGCUGUUUAAGGCCCUGCCAGAGUUUGUCAUCUACCAGGAGAUCAUGGAGACCUCCAAGAUGUACAUGAGAGGUGUUUCGGCAGUAGAAGCAGAGUGGGUCCCAAAGCUUUUGCCUCAGUACUGUCACUUUGGGCCCCCUCAGGAGUCACCAUCACCAUGGUUCUGCUCCUCCACCGGCACCAUCAGAUGUCUGCAGUCAAGCACCUUCUUCCGUGUGGGCUGGCAGCUGCCUGCAGUGGAGAUGGAGCACCCCGACGGUCUGGAGCGUUACAAGCUGUUUGCCAGAUUUCUUCUUGAGGGACAGGUUUGUCCUAAACUAAAGAAAUACAGCAGCCAUCUUCUCUCAAACCCAUCCAUCAUCCUGAAAACAUGGGCCAAGCUGCAGCCCAGGACUGAGGCUUUUCUGGGACCACUGGUAUCAAAAAGGGUUGACUGUAGGGAGGCCCUCCUCUCUGUCUGGAAGACUGAAGAUAAAUUUUUGUUCUCUGCGUACUGCCAGUGGUUACCUGAGGCCAUACACCAGGAAGUCGGCAAAAUCUGGCCUCCCAUAGAACGACCGGAAUCAGAAAAACAGAACUAACACCGACUUUGAAUUUCAUAUCACCCCAGCCUGCCUCGCUCUGGAAAAGGCUUCUUCAGAUUCUGCUGUUUUUAAACAACACCACAACAAGAAAAAACUUCUUAAUUUUUAGAUUUUAUAAACUGUAUUGAUGACUUGCAUUUACAGGCUGACAAUAUUUCAACUAGUGUAUCCAUGUAUGGCUUUCAAUAUUGUUUUGUUGUCUGUUUCUCUGAUUUGGUCUUCAUAAGACUAAUAAAUAUUCAUGCUCUCACAAGUUCAUACAGAAAUUAAAAGGCAGCUAAAAUCAUUUUAAAUGUCAGCUAUUUGGUGUCAGCAGUUCGUCAGCUUUGAAUAAUCACAUUUUUAAACAGUCUGUGGGGCGAAACCAAAAUCUGAUAAUUGAUUAACUCAGUGUUGACAUAAAAACUAAAAGGGUGCGAUUCAAAAUGAAUGUUUAUAUAAUAUUGA
This is a messenger RNA of Menidia menidia (Atlantic silverside), 4256 nucleotides long. The record is from the annotation of a GenBank genome assembly. Lineage: Eukaryota; Metazoa; Chordata; Actinopteri; Atheriniformes; Atherinopsidae.